Molecule: messenger RNA, 6639 nt
Organism: Sungouiella intermedia
Lineage: Eukaryota; Fungi; Ascomycota; Pichiomycetes; Serinales; Metschnikowiaceae
Source: the annotation of a GenBank genome assembly
AUGUCCGACACAAACUAUCAGUCGCUCCAUCAGAACUUGGCGGACCACUUUAAGGGCUUGAAUUCCGUAAGUGAAGCCGAGCCCGGCCCCGUCUCUGACUUUGUCAGAAACCACCAAGGUCACACCGUCAUUUCCAAGGUGUUGAUCGCCAACAACGGUAUUGCCGCAGUCAAGGAAAUCAGAUCCGUGAGAAAAUGGGCUUAUGAAACCUUUGGCGACGAGAGAGCGGUUCAAUUCACCGUUAUGGCCACCCCUGAGGAUAUGGCUGCCAACGCCGAGUACAUUCGUAUGGCCGACCAGUGCGUGGAGGUUCCUGGUGGAACCAACAACAACAACUACGCCAACGUCGAGUUAAUUGUCGAGAUCGCUGAGAGAACUGAUGUACACGCUGUGUGGGCCGGUUGGGGUCACGCCUCCGAGAACCCAAUGUUGCCUGAGAUGUUGGCAGCUUCUCCCAAAAAGAUCGUCUUCAUCGGUCCUCCAGGCUCGGCCAUGAGAUCAUUGGGUGACAAAAUUUCUUCUACCAUCGUCGCACAGCACGCAGAAGUGCCAUGUAUCCCAUGGUCUGGAACUGGUGUCGACGAGGUCCAAGUGGAUCCUUCCACCAACUUGGUGUCUGUCUCUGAGGAAGUUUACGCCAAGGGAUGCUGUACCAGUCCUGAAGACGGUUUGGAGAAGGCCAGACAAAUUGGUUUCCCUGUCAUGAUCAAGGCCUCCGAAGGUGGAGGUGGUAAGGGUAUCAGAAAGGUCGAUGACGAGAAAGACUUUGUUACCUUAUACAACCAGGCUGCUAACGAGAUUCCAGGUUCUCCAAUCUUUAUCAUGAAGUUGGCUGGCAGUGCCAGACAUUUGGAGGUGCAAUUGUUGGCUGACCAGUACGGUACUAAUAUCUCUUUGUUCGGUAGAGACUGUUCUGUCCAGAGAAGACAUCAGAAGAUCAUCGAGGAGGCUCCUGUUACCAUUGCUAACAAGGAAACUUUCCGCUCCAUGGAGAAUGCCGCCGUGAGAUUAGGUAAGUUGGUCGGUUACGUUUCCGCUGGUACCGUGGAGUACUUGUACUCUCACGCCGAGGACAAGUUCUACUUCUUGGAGUUGAACCCCCGGUUGCAGGUUGAGCAUCCUACCACCGAGAUGGUCACCGGUGUCAACUUGCCUGCUGCUCAGUUGCAGAUUGCCAUGGGUAUUCCUAUGCACAGAAUCAGAGACAUCAGAACUUUGUACGGUGUGGACCCUCAUACCUCCACAGAAAUUGACUUUGAGUUCAAAAACGAGAACUCUUUGACUACCCAGCGUCGCCCUGCUCCAAAGGGCCACUGUACCGCUUGUCGUAUCACCUCUGAGGACCCUGGAGAAGGUUUCAAGCCCUCUGGUGGUAACUUGCACGAGUUGAACUUCAGAUCUUCGUCCAACGUGUGGGGUUACUUCUCGGUCAGUAACCAAUCGUCAAUCCACUCAUUCUCCGACUCUCAGUUUGGUCAUAUUUUUGCUUUCGGCGAGAACCGUCAAGCCUCCAGAAAGCACAUGGUGGUUGCUUUGAAGGAGUUGUCCAUCAGAGGUGAUUUCAGAACCACCGUGGAGUACUUGAUCAAGUUGUUGGAGACCCCUGACUUCGAGGAUAACACAAUCACAACCGGAUGGUUGGAUGAGUUGAUCUCUAAGAAGUUGACUGCGGAAAGACCUGACCCUAUCCUCGCUGUUUUGUGCGGUGCUGCCACCAAGGCUUACAUCGCCUCUCAAGAAGAUAAGCUGGAAUACACCAACUCCUUGGAGAGAGGUCAAGUUCCAAACAAAUCCUUGUUGAGAACUAUUUUCCCAAUUGAGUUCAUCUACGAGGGCCACAAGUACAAGUUUACCGCCACUAUGUCUUCUGAGGAGACAUACACUUUGUUCUUGAACGGAACCAGAGCCAUUGUUGGUAUUCGUUCUUUGUCCGAUGGUGGUUUGUUGUGUGCCAUUGACGGUAAGUCACACGCCAUCUACUGGAAGGAGGAGCCAUCUGCUACCAGAUUGUCCGUUGAUGGUAAGACUUGCUUGUUGGAGAUCGAGAACGAUCCUACCCAGUUGAGAACUCCAUCUCCAGGUAAGUUGGUGAAGUACUUGGUUGAGAGUGGUGAGCAUGUCGUUGCCGGUCAGGCCUAUGCUGAGGUCGAGGUCAUGAAGAUGUGCAUGCCAUUGAUCGCUCAAGAGAAUGGUGUCGUCCAGACUAUCAAACAGCCUGGAUCUACUGUCAAUGCCGGUGACAUCUUGGCCAUUUUGGCUUUGGAUGACCCAUCGAAGGUCAAGCACGCUUUGCCAUUCGAGGGUACUUUGCCUGACUUAGGUGAGCCAUCUAUUGGUGGCUCCAAGCCAAUUCACAAGUUCAACAAGUACGCUUCCAUCUUGCAAAACAUUUUGGCUGGUUACGAUAACCAAGUCAUUAUGAACUCCACUUUGAAGAACUUGAUUGAGUCCUUGAGAGAGAAGGAAUUACCAUAUUCUGAGUGGGCUUUGCAUGCUUCUGCUUUGCACUCCAGAUUGCCAGCUAAGUUGGACGAGGCCUUGACAGCCACAAUCGAGAGAACUCAGAGUAGAGGCGGCGACUUCCCUGCCAAGCAACUUCUCAAGCUCAUUCACAAGGCCCAGAAGGAGUCCGAUGACUCUUUGUUUGGCGCAGUUGUGGCUCCUUUGCUCGAUGUUGCUAACAAGUACUCCAACGGUUUGGUUGAGCACGAGUUUAAUUUCAUUGCCAGCUUGCUCAACCAGUACUACGAUGUUGAAAAAUUGUUCUCUGGCUCAAACAACCGUGAGGAGGAUGUCAUUUUGAAGCAAAGAGACGAGUACAAGACUGAGUUGAGCAAGGUUCUUCAAAUUGCCUUGUCUCACUCCAAGGUCAGCUCUAAGAACAACUUGGUGUUGGCUAUCAUUGAGGCCUACCAGCCAAUCUUGCAGGAAUCUGCCACUAUUGCAUCUUCAAUCAGAGAUGCUUUGAGAAACAUCGUUGAUUUGGAGUCUAGAGGUACUGCUAAGGUUUCCUUGAAGGCCAGAGAAGUCUUAAUCCAGUGCUCCUUGCCAUCUAUUAAGGAGAGGUCCGACCAGUUGGAGCACAUCUUGAGAUCCUCAGUGUUGCAGACUUCUUACGGUGAGGUUUACGCCAAGUACAGAAGCCCCAACUUCGACAUCAUUCGUGAGGUUGUCGACUCCAAGCACACUGUGUACGAUGUUUUGCUUCAGUUUUUGGUGAACCAAGAUGAGUGGGUUGCCAUGGCAGCUGCCGAGGUUUACGUGCGUCGUUCUUACAGAGCUUACUCUUUGGGCCCAAUCACCUAUGAUUUCCAUGAGCAGGAGAAGUUGCCAAUCAUCAAGUGGCAGUUCCAGUUGCCUCUGCUCUCUUCUCACUCUGUUCAGAACCUCAGAAGAGAUGACUCCACUUCUAUGAACAGAGCUGCGUCCGUCUCUGACUUGUCUUUCACUGUCGACAGCAAGUCCACCCAGAAAGCUAGAUCCGGUAUCUUGGUUCCAGCUAAGCACAUUGACGAUGUUGAUGAAAUGCUUCUCGCUGGUCUCGAAAGACUUAACCCAUCUGACGCCAUUACCUUCAAGGCCGGUGCUGAACCAGAAUGCAUCAAUGUUGUCAACGUUGUCGUCACCAGUAUUGAGGGCUAUGAUACCGAAGAAGUAGCUUUGGAGAAAAUCGCCGAGAUUAUUGAGGACAAUAGAGAGGAGUUGAGGGCCGCUGGUGUCCGUCGUAUUACCUUUGUGUUUGGUAAUACUGUUGGAUCUUAUCCUAAGUACUACACUUACACAGCACCUGAUUACUUGGAGAACAAUGUUAUUAGACACAUUGAGCCAGCUUUGGCCUUCCAAUUGGAGUUGAGAAGAUUGGAGAACUUUGACAUCAAGCCAAUUUUCACCGACAACAGAAACAUUCACGUCUACGAAGCUGUCGGUAAGAACUCCCCAUCUGACAAGAGAUUCUUUACUAGAGGUAUUAUUAGAACCGGUGUCAUUAACGAAGAGAUCAGUAUCAGUGAGUACUUGAUCUCUGAGUCCAACCGUUUGAUGACCGAUAUUUUGGAUGCUUUGGAAGUUAUUGACACUUCGAACUCCGACUUGAACCACAUCUUUAUCAACUUCUCUGCCGUUUUCAACGUCUUGCCUCUGGAGGUCGAAGCUGCCUUCGGCUCCUUCUUGGAGAGAUUCGGUAGAAGAUUGUGGAGAUUGAGAGUUACUGGUGCCGAGAUUCGUAUCUCUUGUAUCGACCCUCAAUCUGGUCAACCUUUCCCAUUGCGUGCUAUCAUCACCAACGUGUCGGGUUACGUCGUCAAGUCCGAGUUGUACAUGGAGAUCAAGAACACCAAGGGUGACUGGGUUUUCAAGUCGAUUGGUGCUCCAGGAUCCAUGCACUUGAGACUGAUUUCGACCCCUUACGCUGCCAAGGAGUCCUUGCAGCCUAAGCGUUACAAGGCCCACAACAUGGGAACCACCUACGUGUACGAUUUCCCAGAGUUGUUCCGCCAAGCCACUAUUGCGCAAUGGAAGAAGCAUGGUGACGGCAAGGUUCCAAAGGAUUUCUUCGCUUCGUUGGAGUUGAUCCAAGAUGAGAAUGGAGGAUUGACUGCUGUGGAGAGAGAGCCAGGAUCGAACAAAAUUGGUAUGGUCGGUUUCAAGGUGACUGUUAAGACCCCAGAGUACCCACGUGGUCGUCUGUUCAUUAUUGUCGCCAACGAUAUCACUCAUAAGAUCGGUUCCUUCGGUCCUGAGGAAGAUGAGUUCUUCAACAGAUGUACGGAAAUGGCCAGAAGCUUGGGUAUCCCAAGAGUCUACCUUUCUGCUAACUCUGGUGCCAGAAUUGGUAUUGCUGAGGAGUUGCUUCCAUACUUUAAGGUCGCCUGGAACGAAGAGGGUAUACCUGAGAAGGGAUUCAAGUACUUGUACUUAACUUCGGAGGACAAGGCAACCAUUGACGAGGCUGGCAACGGUAAGACUCUUGUCACUGAGAGAGUUGUCGAGAAUGGUAAGGAGCGUCACAUCAUCACUUCCAUUGUUGGUGCUGAGGAUGGAUUGGGUGUUGAGUGUCUUAAGGGCUCCGGAUUGAUUGCUGGUGCAACCUCUAGAGCUUACAAGGACAUCUUCACAAUCACCUUGGUGACUUGUAGAUCGGUGGGUAUUGGUGCCUACUUGGUCAGAUUGGGUCAGAGAGCAAUUCAGAUCGAGGGCCAGCCAAUUAUUUUGACUGGUGCUCCUGCCAUCAACAAGUUGUUGGGUAGAGAAGUUUACUCCUCUAACUUGCAAUUGGGUGGUACUCAGAUCAUGUACAAGAAUGGUGUUUCUCACUUAACGGCCAGCGACGAUUUGGCUGGUGUUGAGAAGAUCAUGGACUGGAUGUCUUACAUCCCAGCUGUGCGUGACACCCCUGUGCCAAUUUUGAAGAGCGAAGACCCAUGGGACAGAGACAUCGAGUACUUCCCACCAAAGAGCGAGCCAUACGAUGUCAGAUGGAUGAUUUCUGGUCGUGAAUUGGAAUCUGGUGGAUUUGAGUCUGGUCUCUUCGACAAGGACUCUUUCCAGGAAACCUUGUCUGGCUGGGCCAGGGGUGUUGUUGUCGGUAGAGCCCGUCUUGGUGGUAUUCCAAUCGGUGUUAUCGGUGUUGAGACUAGAACUGUUGACAACUUGGUUCCAGCUGACCCAGCUAACCCAGACUCCACUGAGAUGUUGAAUCAGGAAGCUGGUCAAGUUUGGUACCCUAACUCUGCUUUCAAGACUGCUCAGGCUAUCAAUGACUUCAACCACGGUGAGCAAUUGCCAUUGAUCAUUUUGGCCAACUGGAGAGGUUUCUCCGGUGGUCAGCGUGAUAUGUUCAAUGAGGUUCUUAAGUACGGUUCUUUUAUUGUUGACGCAUUGGUUGAUUUUAAGCAACCAAUCUUCACUUACAUUCCUCCACACGGUGAAUUGAGAGGUGGUUCUUGGGUUGUUGUUGACCCAACCAUCAACCCUGACAUGAUGGAGAUGUACGCUGACGUUAAUUCCAGAGCCGGUGUUUUGGAGCCAGAAGGUAUGGUUGGUAUCAAGUACAGACGUGACAAGUUGUUAGCCACCAUGGAAAGAUUGGACCCAACCUACGCCGAGUUGAAGAAGAAAUUGAAUGAGAAGUUGGACCAGGAAGAAUAUUCGCAAGUGAGUGCCAAGUUGGUUGCUCGUGAGAGACUCUUGAUGCCAAUCUACGCUCAAGUGUCCGUCCAAUUUGCUGACUUGCACGACAGAUCUGGUCGUAUGUUAGCUAAGGGUGUCAUCAGAAAGGAAAUUGACUGGCCAAGUGCUAGACGCUUCUUCUUCUGGCGUUUACGUCGUCGUUUGAACGAGGAGUACUUGUUGAAGAUGAUUGGCGAAGUCAUUAACACCAACUCUAAGUUGGAGAAGGUCGCUAGAUUGAAGAGUUGGAUGCCUACUGUCGACUAUGACGAUGACGAAGCCGUCAGCUCGUAUAUCGAGAGUAAUCACUCCAAGUUGCAAGAGAGGAUUGAAGAAUUGAAGGUUGAGAAGAGCCGUAACGACUUGUACGCUCUCUUGAAGGAAGAUUCCUCAUCUGCUGCUGCUGCUAUCAAAGAGUACAUCUCCUCUUUGCCCGAAGAGGAGAAGAACAAGCUCGUUCAGAACUUGUAA